AUGGUUGAUGAAUGUUUCCCGACACAUGAAAUACCAACGAAGACUAGCGCAGCGUCAACAGUUAGUCCUAUCAAUAAAUCGAUAACGUUAAAGUCAUUGCUGUCAAAGAGCGUACCCCCAACGCCAACAGGAUCUACUAAGUCUUCAGAAACAGUUGAACCAUUGCUGUCAAAGAACGUAACCCUAAAGCCAACAGGAUCUACUAAAUCUUCAGAAACAGUUGAACCAUUGCUGUCAAAGACCGUAACCCUAAAGCCAACAGGAUCUACUAAGUCUUCAGAAAUAGUUGAACCAGUUAGCAGGAAAGAAACUUACAGUACCAGUUCUACCAAAGCAGAUGAAAGUACCAAGCCAGGGUCUCAGCCUUUGAAUAGCACCACUUCCGUUAGCCCAGAUCAGAGACAUAACCUUCGGGGAAUUAUUGGUGGAGGAAUUCUUUGCGGAGCCAUAUUGAUAAUUUGCUUCAUCGCUUUCAUUAAAGACUUCAGUCAAUACAGAACACUUUUCUGUAUUAGGCGUGGGCGUAAAGGUUUAAACAGAGGUAAGAAUACUUCAGUAAAGAAAGACUAUCCCUUCAUUGCUCCUUGUUGUAAGAUGAGUGGUCGUUCUGAUGUUUCUAAUCUCUGGGGGGAAAUUUAGCAAUGGUUUUUAUAUAUUCAGAUAUAGCCUCUGUGGCAAAGCUUUUGCAUAGUGCAGUUAGUUUCCUAGCGGUAAAAGAGAACCAAAUAUUUGAUUUUUUUAAAGUUUCCUUUGGCCGCUAUUACCCUCGGGAAAAAUUGGUCCUCCCAUCCAACUAAGGAUCAAAUAAUCCGUCCCCGUUUUUUUUUUUCUUUUACUUCAUUCCUUGUUUCUUUCUUUGUUCCUUUUAUCCCUUUAGCCACGCAGACUGGUAGCAUUUUAAUCUUAUCCGAAUAUCAUGUGGAGUUUUUGUUUUCAUUAUGCAAUUUCUUUCCUCACCUUAUCAUUUUCUUGCAUGUGUCAGCCAAUAUUGAACUUUAAUAGUUGGUAAUAUUAAAUGGUAACAAUUUAAAAUAACAAGAAUAAUAACGCCCUUAUACUGCUUUAAACUUUCUUUUUUCACAGAUGAAGAACAGCCACUAAAUGAAUUUGAACCGGAUGGAGAUCACUUGGACAGUAAGUACCCCAAUGGUAUCUGUCAGUGUCACUAUAAUGCAGGGUCUCUCAAACCCGUUUAUUUCACGCAAACUCACAAGUUUCCUCUCGACAAAAAUCAUGAACGAAUUAAAUUGUGAAUCACAACAGAUAGACAUAACAGAAAAAGAGCCACACAAUGGAGAUGCUGUUAAUACGCCAUUAUCAUUUUUUUCAUUUUUAUAUUAUUUUUCAUUUAGUAAAAUAAUUUUCAGUCGUUGUAUGCUAUAGCAACUAUAAAAAUUUUUACUGCACAUUAAGUCAAGUUUACUUAAAGAACUUAUUGGAACCCAAAUUUGUUACAUCUAGUUCUGAACACUCCAGCCCCAAAACUAAGAUCUUUUUGAAACUAGCAUCACAAAAAAGGGAUCGGACUAUAUACGAUAUUUUCUUCCUUGAAUAUAGACGGCAGAACGACGUCUCGCUACUCUAACGACAAUCACUCUGCUACAACUUCCUCAGCUGGUGAGAAAGCGUAAUAUGAUUGACACUUACUUUCACUUAUACCAUAUAUUAACCUCGUCCGAUCGGCCAUUACAGGGAAGUCUCAGACCGAGGCCUCGAUGUGAUUGACAGAGCGAUAGCGAGGCUGAGGUCUGAGAUUGCCCUGUAAUUAACGAAGUUAAUAAGUUAUUUAUUAAAAGGCCUUUUUAGCGCUAUUUAUAUAAGACAUCGGAAGUAAUUAAGCUUACGAUCAAUUAAAACCAAUAACUGGUCCGUAGAUAACUUUAAAAAACACGUCACCUCUAUGAGCUUUACACUUGAGCCCGCGACACAUAUGAAACUGGUCAGCGGAUACCCUUGUUAAACGCUGUGAAUAUGUCCACUAUCAAGUUAAACACAGAUUGUAUAUGCCUUGGACACCUAGCUAAUAAUGCCCGGUCAUUAGCAGGAAAUCUUGCCCUAUCAGCAGCCAAUCAGAGAGCGAGUACUAUUGCAGCCAUACAAUAAUUAACAAUAAUAGUUUCUUUGCAGUCUAAAGAGACAGAAAAGUGUAACACCCUUCACAAAGAUGAUUCUGUUUUUAUUAUGAUUUUCACGAGACAAAUCUAGAAUACCAAUUGCUCAUAUUCGCUCGAAAUAAUACAACUACCCAGCCUAAUCCCAAGGCGUUCUCGACCCACAAGGAAGACCUAAUACUUAGGUUGGCGCUCGGCCAAAUCUGGACUCUACCGCGAGCUGUGACGUCGUCACCCUUUCCCAGACUUCGCACGAAUAACGGGACAAGAGAAAACGCCUAGGGACUAAGAUGUACAACAACAACGACAAUUCAUUGUACCCAUAGCAAAAAGUUAAGUUAACUGGUUAAUUAAAUUAAGUUCAAUUGACUUUAAUUUCAAUAUUAAAUUAAGGGGUAACGACAUCCUGAAAUAACCAAUAAGCUGGAAACGCCAGCCGGAAGCCAGACAAGGUCAGAUAAGUUGAAUAAAGUACUAAUUUUUUGCGGACGUACAAUAUGGCAACAUAGCAACGAAAAAACUCGGUCAUCUUGUUUCCCAACCGCUGAUUACGAUCCUAGAUUAGACCAGUUAGUGGCCUACAGUAUUAAUUAGUUAGUAUUAAUUAAUUAACAUAACUAUUUAUUUCUUACAGAAACUAUUUCAAGUGAAAACACACAGUCAACUAAUGAUGACACUAACUUUAAUUCUCAACAAAUUCAUAAAGGUAAUACGAAAGUUUCUUAUCAUUAUAUGAACAUCAUUUUAGAUAUUCGCAUGUUCAAGUUCGGAAUUGAGCGCUCCCAGGACAUGAAGUUUUGUUUUGUUUCUUCCGUCAACUGCUGUGAUCAUAUAGCCUAAACACACUUGUUUCCAGCUGCUGAUUGACCAGUUGGUGGCCUAUAGUAUUUUCAUUAACCUAAUUAUUUAUUUCUUACAGAAACUAUUUUAAGUGAAAGCACGGAGUCAACCAAUGAUGACACCAACUUCGAUGCUCAACAAACUCACGAAGGUAUAUGA
Porites lobata is the source of this 3110-nucleotide messenger RNA. The record is from the annotation of a GenBank genome assembly. NCBI's taxonomy places the organism in Eukaryota, Metazoa, Cnidaria, Anthozoa, Scleractinia, Poritidae.